CUCUCUGUCUCUCUAUCUCUCUUUCUUUCUCUCAGUCUUUCUGUCAUUGAAACAAACUGACCUUAGUUUUAAAUGUGUUGUUAAAUCCAUAACAAACGGAAUAUUUGGAAUAUUUGAAGAUUUAAAACAUCAAGUUGAAGUUUGAACAUGAAGUUUGUGGCGAGACUCUUGUUAACAGUGUUGUGCUGCAGUGUGCUGAGCAGAGCAGAGAAGACGUUGACCUGCGACCUGGAGACAUCAACACAGAAGCUCUACUGUGGUUACGGUCUCAUCGUGGUUCAGAACGUAGCAGUGAGUCAUCGGGAAACGGAGUCGUGUGUCAGCGGCGUUCGUCCAGAUCGACUCGAUCCUCCUCUCUGCUCCUCGACCCCCGUCCUCCACAUUGCCCAGCACAGGUGUAACGGGAGACACAGGUGUUCAGUCCGGAUGGAUCUUUGUCACUCAGCCAGACCCUGCAGCAGCAGGUGUGUCUGGAUGGAGACGACUUACAACUGUGUUCAUGGCAAGAUACAUUAUGUGUGUCAGAAACACAGAGCUUCACUUUACUGCGGACGUCAGGUGAUCAAAGUGUUGAUGGCGAACUACGGCAGGACCAGUAAAUGGGUCUGUAGGUACAGCGCCCCCCACAGGCAGCCGCCCAACACCGGCUGCACCAACCCCGACAGUCUGAAGGUGAUGUCACAAAGGUGUGAUGGAAAACACAAAUGUUCGGUCCGAGCAUCGAACCACAUCUUUGCCAACGUUUGUCCCGGGACCCGGAAAUACCUGCAGUACUCGUACACCUGCGUAGAUCCUGGAAACUGAGGAAACAGCAGAACUUCAGCAUCGUUUGAUUCUUAUUGAAACUAAAAGAGCUGAAGACGGUUUCAUGUCCAUCAGAGGUGCAAAGAUCUGGACUGGAUCUAAAGUCAGUGAGGAAAGAAGGAAGGAAGGAAGGAAGGAAGGAAGGAAGGAAGGAAGGAAGGAAGGAAAGAAGGAAGGAGGAAGACUUUGACUCAUCACUGCUCUGCAUUAACCCUUUAACUCUUUCUGUUCAUUCCACCUGCU
Messenger RNA from Scomber scombrus (Atlantic mackerel), 1047 nucleotides. Its product is annotated as L-rhamnose-binding lectin CSL2-like. The coding region runs from base 148 to 804 and encodes 218 amino acids. Gene Ontology annotation, molecular function: carbohydrate binding. The record is from RefSeq and is a predicted model, not a curated record. Lineage: Eukaryota; Metazoa; Chordata; Actinopteri; Scombriformes; Scombridae. The transcript is spliced from 9 exons.